Molecule: messenger RNA, 3743 nt
Organism: Lycium barbarum (goji berry)
Lineage: Eukaryota; Viridiplantae; Streptophyta; Magnoliopsida; Solanales; Solanaceae
Product: disease resistance protein Roq1-like
Exons: 6
Coding region: 1-3468 (1155 amino acids)
Biological process (GO): signal transduction; defense response
Molecular function (GO): ADP binding
Source: RefSeq, a predicted model, not a curated record
AUGAUGCAGAAGAGAUCUUAUCCUUCCUCUGCCUCCCCUGAUCAUACUUUUCGGUGUAGUUACGAUGUUUUCUUGAGUUUUAGAGGUGAAGAUGUACGCAAAACAUUUGUUGACCAUCUCUAUGUUGCUCUGCAACAAAAGGGUAUUUACACCUUCAAAGACGAUGAGAAAUUAGAGAAAGGCAAGUCCAUUGGACCAGAUCUUAUCAGAGCAAUCGAAGAGUCACGCAUAGCUUUGAUCAUAUUCUCCAAAAACUAUGCUAAUUCAACAUGGUGUUUAGAUGAAGUAGUGAAGAUCAUGGAAUGCAAGAAUGUGAAAGGGCAAAUUGUGCUUCCGGUCUUCUAUGAUGUAGAUGCAUUAACAGUGAUGAAACAAAAAACCAGCUAUGGAGAAGCAUUUAGCAAUCAUGAAGGCCGUUUCAAGGAUAACAAGGUGCAAAAGUGGAGCAAAGCACUGGAGGAAGCAGCUAGUAUACCGGGCUGGGAUUUGCCAACUACCGCCAAUGCGCAUGAAGCAAGAUUCAUAGAACAAAUUGUGGAAGAUAUCAUGGCUGAAUUGGGUGGUCAGAGACAUGCAAGCAAUGCUAAAAAUCUUGUUGGAAUGGAGUCACAAAUGCAGAAAGUGUAUAAAAUGCUUGGCGUUGGGUCUGGUGGAGUUCGCUUCGUUGGAAUAUGGGGAAUGAGCGGAGUGGGAAAGACAACUCUAGCGAGACUUAUCUAUGAUAAUAAUUCAGGUCAAUUUGAGGGUGCAUGUUUUCUUCAUGAGGUUAGAGACCGUUCAGCAAAACAAGGCCUAGAGCGAUUGCAAGAGAUACUUCUUUCUGAGAUCCUUGUCAUAAAAGACCUAAGGAUCAACAAUUUAUUUGACGGAGUUAACAUGCAAAAACAUAGGCUGCGGUACAAAAAGGUUCUUCUUGUUCUUGAUGAUGUUAACCACAUAGAUCAUUUAGAUGUUUUAGCUGGAAAGCGUGAAUGGUUUGGUCCCGGAAGUAGAAUCAUCAUAACAACUAAAGACAAACACUUGCUUGUUAAGCAUGAUGUAGAAAAGAUGUACAAAAUGAGAACAUUACAUGAAGAUGAAAGUUUACAACUCUUUAAACAGUAUGCUUUCAAGAAGAACCAUCCUACCAAGAAAUUUGAGGAUCUAUCAGCUCAAGUGAUAAAGUAUACUGCUGGACUCCCCUUGGCUCUGAAAGUCCUAGGCAGUUUCUUGUAUGGAAGAGAUUUGGCAGAAUGGACAAGUGAAGUGGAACGAUUGAAACAAAUCCCGGAAGAUGAAAUUUUGAGGAAACUCGAACCAAGUUUCACUGGACUCAACAGUAACGAGCAAAAGAUAUUCUUAGACAUUGCGUGCUUCUUUACGGGGAAAAAGAAAGAUUCAGUGACUAGAAUACUUAAGAGUUUUAAUUUUAUCCCAGUUAUUGGUGUGAAAGUUCUCAUGGAGAAAUCUUUAAUUACUAUUUCAGAAGGUAGGAUUUUUAUGCACCAAUUGAUACAAGAAAUGGGCUGGCACAUUGUUCGUCGAGAAGCUUUUGAUUAUCCAAGAGAAUAUAGCAGGUUAUGGAUGUCCGAAGAUAUUUCUCACGUACUUGCAAGAAAUAUGGGCACGGAAAAGAUUGAAGGCAUAUCUCUGAACUUGACUAAGAUGUACACAGAUAUUUCUCAAGCACUUGAAAGAAAUUUGGGCACAGAUAAGAUCAAAGGGAUGUCAUUGAAAUUCACUAACGUCAAAGAAGUGAAUGUUAGUGUCACGGCCUUCAUGCAGAUGACCAGACUGAGGUUUCUCAAAAUCAAGAAUGCAUAUGUUUCUCAGGGUCCUGAUAUUCUUCCUGGUGAGUUGAACUGGCUUUCUUGGCACGGAUAUGCUUCAAAAAGUCUGCCAAUUAACUUUCAGGGAGAACGACUUGUUAGUUUGAAGUUGAAAAAUAGCCGCAUCAUACAACUUUGGAAAGGCUCCAAGGUUAUGGGAGAGCUGAAGUACAUUAACCUUAGCCAUUCACAUAAGCUAAUAAGGACUCCAGAUUUUUCGGGUACCCCUAAUCUUGAAAGGUUGAUUCUUGAAGAGUGCACAAGUUUGGUAGAAAUCAAUUUUUCUGUUGGAGAUCUGAAAAAGCUAUUGUUGCUCAAUUUGAAGAAUUGCAUCAAUUUAAAGAUCCUACCAAAGAGUAUUGUAUUGGAAAAUCUUGAGGUUCUUAUUCUAUCAGGCUGCUCAAAGCUAAAAGUAUUCCCAGAAAUAGAAGAGGAAAUGAAUCGUUUAUCGGAACUAUAUUUGGAAGCGACUGCGUUGAGUGAAGUACCCGCAUCAGUUGAGAAACUAUCAAGAGUUAAUGUGAUAAAUCUAAGCUCAUGCAAGCAUCUUGAGAGUCUUCCAAAGAGUAUUGUUAGGUUGAAAUGUCUUAAAACACUUAAUGUGUCCAAGUGCUCAAAACUCAAAAAUUUACCAGAUAAUUUGGGGUUUUUAGUAGGUUUGGAGGGGCUCCAUUGUGAUGACACACCCAUCGAAAUGAUGCCGUCCACCAUUUCCCAUCUAAAGAACCUUAAGCACUUAACUCUACGUCGAUGUAAUGCUUUGGCAUUUCAGAACGAUAUGGGUCUAGCUUUCUCUAAUUUAUCGGGUCUUUGUUCAUUGACAAUGCUGGAUAUAGGUGGCUGCAUCAUUUCAGACGGAGGCAUCCUAUGUAAUCUUGGAUUCUUACCAUCUUUGAUGGAAUUGAAUCUUGGUGGUAACACUUUUACCAAUAUCUCAGCCGCAAGCAUCAGUGGACUCACUCGACUAAAGGUCCUUCAGUUGGUUGGUUGUAGUAAGCUUGAGCAUUUCCCAGAGCUUCCUCGAGCUAUAGAAGAGGUGCAUGCGGAUGAAUGUACAUCUUUGAAGAGUAUCAAUCAAUUAGCAAAAUACCCAACACUGCGCCGACUUUCACUUAGCGAAUGUCAUCAAUUUCAUGAUGCUUCCUUGGUUGAUGCACUAUGGAGUAACAUGCUGAAGGGACUAAACGUGCUACGUAAUGAUAUCAGUAUUUGUAUCCCUGGAUCGGAGAUUCCCAAGUGGUUUACAAAUAAGAAGUUGGGGGACAAUGUUACUCUGACCCUUCCCAAUAAUUGGUACACAGAGAGCUUCUGGGGAUUUGCUUUUUGUAUUGUUUUUGAAGGUAUGGAAUGGUGCGCUCUAUAUGAUGGUUACCUACAACCAUCACAGGGAUUUUCGGUUAUGCUUAAAUUCAAAACAUUUGAUGGUAAGGAAGGCAGUACACGUAGCGUUGUUGGCAUAAAAGGAGGUGAUACUACUAUUCGGAAUUCAGAUCACACUCUCCUUGCCUGUGUACCAUCUCGUCAUUUUCUGACAGCUUACAAUCACGAGGAUUACCGUCCCAACGACUGGAUCGAAAUUGUGGCAUAUUCAACGGGACUAAGGAAAUUCGAGAACAAAGCUUGGGGGAUGCGUCUUGUGUACUUGGAAGAUAUUGUUUAAGCAUGAGCGAGUAGAGAGAUUCACUUCAAGAGAACCUUUUGGAGGAAGUAACAUACUUUAGGGACCUUGUCAGGCAUUAGUCCACUUCCGUGUAUUUUAUGAGUAAGUUCCUGUAAAAGGGAGGUUUAUGUGUAAACUGUCUUUAUUGUUAGUAAAAUUGCAUUAUUAACCAUAGUAACAAAAAAAUCCACCAAAUUCCUCAGAAAAGCCAAUACGGAAUGAUCCAUGUAUAACAGGCUCUCACAAUGACCCAAUAUAAUGGUUAUAUAGGAGUC